CAGACGCAACAGACGCCAUGGCGGGGACAGCCAGACACGACCACCAGAUGAUUGUGGAGGCGAAGCGCCGACUCAGCGUCUGUCAGGAUCCGGUGGAGAGACUGAGGCUGCUGUGUCUGAGCAGAGGGUCAGCAGGGAUCAAGGGGCUGGGCAGGACCUUCAGGGUCCUGGACGAUAACAACAGCCGCUCUUUGGACUUCAAGGAGUUCCUGAAGGGUCUGAAGGACUUCGGUCUCCUGCUGGACCGGACGGAGGCCGCCGCCCUCUUCCAGCACUUUGACCGGGACGGGAAUGGAACCAUCGACUUUGACGAGUUCCUCGUCACUCUGAGGCAGCCGCCGAUGUCCAAGGCGCGGACGGAGGUGGUGAUGCAGGCGUUCCGGAAGCUGGACAGGACCGGAGACGGCGUGAUCACGGUGGACGACCUGAGGGACGUCUACUGCGCCAAGUUCCACCCCAAGUACCAGAACGGGGAGUGGACGGAGGAGCAGGUCUUCAGGACCUUCCUGGACAGCUUCGACUCCCCCAACGACAAGGACGGCAAGGUGACCCUGGAGGAGUUUGUGAACUAUUACAGCGGAGUGAGCGCCUCCAUCGACAGCGACGUCUUCUUCAUCCUCAUGAUGAAGAACGCCUGGAAGCUGUGAGAGCAGGAGUGAGCAGGAGUGAGCAGGAGUGACCUGGAGUGAGCAGGAGUGACCUGGAGUGACCUGGAGUGAGCAGGAGUGACCUGGAGUGACCUGGAG
This is a messenger RNA of Salarias fasciatus (jewelled blenny), 746 nucleotides long. RefSeq names its product calcyphosine-like b (gene capslb). NCBI's taxonomy places the organism in Eukaryota, Metazoa, Chordata, Actinopteri, Blenniiformes, Blenniidae. The record is from RefSeq and is a predicted model, not a curated record. Gene Ontology annotation, molecular function: calcium ion binding. Bases 18 to 647 code for a protein of 209 amino acids. The transcript is spliced from 5 exons.